This is a messenger RNA of Pollicipes pollicipes, 2557 nucleotides long. RefSeq names its product serine hydroxymethyltransferase, mitochondrial. Gene Ontology annotation, molecular function: glycine hydroxymethyltransferase activity; pyridoxal phosphate binding. The transcript has 11 exons. Bases 257 to 1735 code for a protein of 492 amino acids. NCBI's taxonomy places the organism in Eukaryota, Metazoa, Arthropoda, Thecostraca, Pollicipedomorpha, Pollicipedidae. The record is from RefSeq and is a predicted model, not a curated record. Gene Ontology annotation, cellular component: mitochondrion; cytoplasm. Gene Ontology annotation, biological process: tetrahydrofolate interconversion.
UGCUGUGUGUCUAUUCGCGGAGGUCGUGUGUGGAGGUGGUGGGUGCCGGUAAUUGCGUUUAAGGCUGUCCAGCAGCGUAUAUACUGCUUUUGAAGCGUGUUUCGUGCAUCCUGCACUGCUCAUAGCCAUCUUCAGCUGUAAUAGGACAGAGACUUUGGUAAAACAAGGUGCUACUGCGGGCUGUGGCGCGCUCGAACCGAAGAAGGGAUCUAUUUCGCAUUGCUUUCGGUGGUCAUCUGGAGCGUCUUUCGGCAAGAUGAUGUCCAUCUAUAGGACCCUGAAUCUUGCGCUUUCUGGCUCCAAGGCCGGCCUGGGAGGGGCGGCGGCGCGCCUCUCCUCCAGCUGGACCGGCCGCGAGGCGCUGCGAGACGACGACCCCGAGAUGUGGCAGCUGCUGGCCGAGGAGAAGGACCGCCAGCUGCACGGACUCGAGCUCAUCGCUUCCGAGAACUUCGUGAGUCGCGCCGUCCUGGAGACGAUGGGGUCGUGUCUGCACAACAAAUACUCGGAGGGAUAUCCUGGCCAGAGGUACUACGGCGGCACCGAGGUGGUGGACAAGGUGGAGCUGCUGUGCCAGGAGCGCGCGCUGCAGGCCUACCGGCUGGACCCGGCCCGCUGGGGCGUCAACGUGCAGCCGUACUCGGGCUCGCCGGCCAACUUCGCCGCCUACACGGCCGUGCUGAAGCCGCACGACCGUCUGAUGGGGCUCGACCUGCCCGACGGCGGACAUUUGACGCACGGCUUCAUGACGGAGACCAAGCGGAUCUCGGCCACGUCCGUCUACUUCGAGUCGAUGCCGUACCGGCUGGACCCGUGCACGGGCACCAUCGACUACGACAAGCUGCAGGAGACGGCGCGUCUCUUCCGGCCCCGGCUGGUGAUCGCUGGCACGAGCGCCUACUCGCGCCUGCUCGACUACCAGCGCUUCAGGCAGAUCUGCGAUGACGUGAAGGCGUACCUGCUGGCGGACAUGGCGCACAUCUCCGGUCUGGUGGCCGCCGGCGUUAUCCCCAGCCCGUUCGACUACGCUGACAUGGUCACCACCACCACACACAAGACACUGCGCGGCGCCAGGGCCGGCCUCAUCUUCUACCGACGCGGCGUGCGCUCCGUGGACCCGAAGACGGGCCGCGAGCUGAUGUGGGACCUGGAGAGCCGCGUCAACCAAGCCGUGUUCCCCGCGCUGCAGGGCGGGCCGCACAACCACGCCAUCGGCGGCGUGGCCGUCGCGCUCCGGCAGGCGCAGACGCCCAUGUUCCGGGCGUACCAGGAGCAGGUGCUGAAGAACGCCAAGGCCAUGUCGGAGGCGCUGACCAAAGCCGGCUUCUCGCUGGUGUCGGGCGGCACAGACAACCAUCUGGUGCUGCUGGACCUGAGGCCGAAGCAGCUGGAUGGCGCGCGCGUCGAGAUGGUCUGCAACCUCUGCAACAUUACUGUCAACAAGAACUCGGUGCCGGGCGACAAGUCGGCGCUGAACCCGGGUGGCCUGCGCCUCGGCGCUCCCGCCCUGACCUCGCGCGGCCUGACCGAGAGCGACUUCGAGCGGGUCGUCGCGCUGAUCAACGAGGCGGUCGAGAUCGCCACUCAGCUCAAGACCAAGACCGGCAAAAGUCUGAAGGACUACCGGGCGGCGCUGGCGAGUGACGCCGAAAUCAUCGACAAAGUGGCCGACCUGAAGCGGCGCGUGCGCCACUUCGCCGCACAGUUCCCCAUGCCCGGCUUUGACGAUCAUUAAGGCGCGACCGGUGCCAUAGCCGCUUCGCCAGCUCGGGGAUUUGCGAGGCAUCGGUGGAUUGAAGUUGUAAAGGCGGCGCAGUGCCGUCAUCGCGGUGCUGUAACGCAUUGUCGGGAUCGUCGCGAGUUUUGUGGUACAUGAUCUUUCAUGUUUCCAAAAACAGACCUUAGGUACAGUAUGUCGUAGUGUAGCUGCUUUAGAAGCUACCCGACUAAGUGUUAUUUUGUGAAUAUUAUUUUUACCUAUUCCCUUUCGUAGAGGGUGGUUUCUAUCAUUCUGCUUAACCAUGGCAUCACUAAGUCAUUUACGCCCCUGCGUUGAUUAAACUAGUGCGACGGCUGGUGCAGAGCGUGUAGGAGGUCUGGGGUAUUUUUAAGUGCGUAACGCCGCCCCGCCGGCGCGGUAACAUUGUAAUGGCCUCGCUCGCUGCUCUGCGGCUAGCGGCGUUCACUUCUGGCCACGCGCUGGCGCCUGGGUAUCAUGGGUAGAACUUUGUAUCUCCGUGAGGAGCCAUGCCCCACAUGUUGAGCCCCCUCCCCCCCCCCCCCCCACACACACAGUAGCACCGCAGCUUCCCAAAGAUGGACUCCGCCACCCCUACUGACGAAGUUACACCAGCGCUGGGUAUUGGUGUGCAGUCGGCACCACGGACACCCAGCUGGCCCCCGCGGACUUGGCUGUGUUCUGUAAACGGCAUUGGCAUCGGAGCUUGCGGGUAUGUUACAUACCACUGCCAGGCGUAUCGCGGUUGGCGGCGCACGCUCAGGUCAGCACUGCGCCGGGCUCGGCCGGCCCGACGGACGAGCUCGCUCCCGCCUCGUG